Molecule: messenger RNA, 3314 nt
Organism: Brassica rapa (field mustard)
Lineage: Eukaryota; Viridiplantae; Streptophyta; Magnoliopsida; Brassicales; Brassicaceae
Product: WRKY transcription factor 28
Biological process (GO): regulation of DNA-templated transcription
Molecular function (GO): DNA-binding transcription factor activity; sequence-specific DNA binding
Source: RefSeq, a predicted model, not a curated record
UUUAAAAUGAAAAGAUAUCAAAAGAUACUAUGAUUAAAAUAUUUUAAAAAUUAUAUUUAUUAUUAGUCUGAAUUAAAAUAUAGUAUGAAUUUCUAUGAAUAGGUCCAUUAGGUCUAUUUUUAAAAAAAUCACACAUGAAUCAAGGUUGUGACUUCUGUUUUAAUAUAUAAGAUUGGGGGAAUCUCAAAGAGCUUUUGAAUUCAAUUCAAGAAAUAAACCAAACUAACAUAAAAACAAAAACACACGUAUCAUAUGUAGUGCACAAAAAAAGAAACAAAAAGAUUAAAAUAUAUUUUAAAAUAAAUAUUCUCAUGAUGUUAUAAUUUGGAUGUUUAUGCCCAUAUGGUCAACAGUACUAAACAAUUCAGAUCCGCCUUCUCAGAAGAAAAUGACAACCAUUAAAAUUAGAAGCGGUAAACAACUAAUGAAUGAAUUACAAUUAAUGCUAAUAACAAAAUUAAAAUAAACAUUUAUACAUCUCAUCAUAACAAAGUAGAAAGUGAAAAUAGAACACACAAUGUGUUUUUUUAUAUAAAAUUCUUAUUGCAAGAGAGAUGAUAUUUAUAAACAAGACAAUAAUAGAAAUUAGGCAUAUUAUUUUCAUUAGAUGUACAAAGCUAUCAUAGAUAAAAACUAAGAAAUUAUGAUAUAUUUUUUAAAAAUAUAAUUAGGUUUUAAAAAAAAAAGCUAUUUCGAAAUUCUUAUGGAUGUAUAUAUCAAAUUUAUGAGAAUAUUUAUAAUAGUAAAUAAAAGUACCAAUAUAUUCAAGAAUUUUUUUAUAAACACUUAGUUAACAGAGACUGAAGUUAUGUAUCAUAACAUCAACGGUACCCGAAAAUGAUUUUUUAAAAAGCAGCUAAGUAAAUUUAAACAUAAUAUAUAAUCAAAAUUAAAAGAAAAAUGUAAAACAAAAUGUCAAAAUUAAAGAAGAAAUUUUGAAGAGGGAAAAUAAUAUUUGGAUAAAAUAUUUUUGGAAAAUAGUCAAUUCAAGUCCAAUCAAUGCAGGAGUAUGAUUAAUAAUUCAUUUACUAGAUUGAGGAUCCCUUUGAAGACAAAGUAUUUAACUUAUACUGUCACAAUGAAGUCCCAAAAAAUUGCCAAAUCUUUGACAUAAACAAAGUAUGUGAGGAUUGUUACUAUUUUAUUAGGAUGAAACAAUUUUUUUUUCCUUCAAACAUGAUAAUCACAAAAAACAAAUUGACAUUUUUCCUUCUCAAAUAUCAACUGUACUUUAUGUUUAAAUUUCAACUAAAUUAACUUUGUUACGACUAUCGGUUUUUAUUAUACUUUUAUUUAAUCGAUCAGUCACAACCACUUAUGCUAUUUCACUUUGAACUAAGCAACUUAAAAAAAAGUUAUACACCAUGGUCGCUAACUACUAUCAAAUGGAUCAGAAAAUAUAUCAUUUUUCAACAUAUUUUCUCAUCUUCAUAUUUUUGAACAUAUUUUCUUUACAAAAACUAUAAAAUAAAAUGUAAAUUCAUUUAAAAAUAAAAUAUAUGAACCCGGCGCGUAGCGCCGGAAAACCACUAGUUAUAUAUAUCCCAAUGAACUUUUAAAUAACUCAUUUCCUAAUCAAAUUAGCCAAAGCAUACAAUUAUUUACCACUAUUUAUCCUCAUUCUUUUUGAGUUUCAAAAUGCAUAAAUACAAGAAAGAGAGACGAACGCUAGUUAAUGUCCAAGCACCAAUCUAUACCUAUUAGGAAAAAAACUUAUCCCCAAACCUAAGAAACUUUCUUCUCUCUUCAUCUUUAUCUUCUUUACUUCCUUUCACGUUUUUUUCUUCUCUUCAUUGUUCUUCACCAUGUCUAACGAAACCAAAGAUCUCUACAACUACCAAUACCCUUCAUCUUUCUCUUUGUACGAAAUGAUGAAUCUCCCUUCUUCAGCUCAAUCUUCUUAUGGCAACAACGGUUUCGAUCAUGGCCUCCACAGUUCUCCGGGUGCGUACGACUCUCUACUUCAGAAAACUUUUGGCCUUUCUCCCCCUUCCUCGGAGGUUUUCAACUCUUCUAUCGAUCAUGAAUCAAAUCGCUGUGCAACUAAUGACGUUACCGGUGAGACUCCCACUAGGGUUUCAACAUCUUCUUCCUCUAGCGAGGCUGAUCAUCCCGGCGAAGACUGCGGUAAGAGCCAGAGGAAACGAGAGUUGGCUGAAGAUGGACGUGAAGAAAAUCGAAGUUCUAAAACAGUAAACAAAACGAAAAAAAAGGAGGAGAAGAAAGAAAGAGAGCCACGAGUCUCGUUUAUGACUAAAAGUGAAGUUGAUCAUCUCGAAGAUGGUUAUAGAUGGAGAAAAUACGGCCAAAAGGCCGUCAAAAAUAGCCCUUACCCAAGGAGUUACUAUAGAUGCACAACGCAAAAAUGCAACGUGAAGAAACGAGUGGAGAGAUCAUUGCAAGAUCCAACAGUUGUGAUUACAACUUACGAGGGUCAACACAACCACCCGAUACCGACUAAUCUCCGGGGAAGUUCCGCCGCGGCUGCUAUGUACUCCGCUAACUUCAUGAAUCCGAGAAGUCUUACACAUGAUAUGUUUAGGACGGCGGCUUUGGAUUAUGGAUACGGACAGAGUGGUUAUGGUAAUGUGAAUGCUAACCCUAGUUCUCAUCAAGAGUAUCGCCAAGGAAGUGAAUAUGAGCUCUUGAAGGACAUAUUUCCUUCCAAUUUUUUCAAGCAAGAGCCUUGAUUGAUAGCUAUAAUUAAACUACAUAUAUACACUUAUAUAUUACUUCUAUAUACAUAUACUGAGAGAGAGAUUUCAAUAUAUAUGUAACUUAAAGAUCUAUUUUCUCUCUUAUUUGCAUGUACAUAUUUUUUCAUGAGAGAAUGAGAUAUAAAUGUGGCUUGGAUUAUAUUUUAUGAUGUUUAAUGGGUCAACAUUAGAGAUAUUUUCUGUUUCAUUUCUUUUGGUAAAAUUUUAUUUCCUGUUUUGGUUGGUUUUAAUUACAUGAUGUUGUUGUGUUGUGUAAUGUGCACUAUCAAAUAUAGAAGAUAAUAAUAUAGUUCCAGCUAAAAUAGAUGUUCCAUAUGUUACGUUCUUAUUUUUUUUUUUGGUAGCUUGAUCAAAUUGAUAAGCUCACAAGAGAAGAAGAAAUUAUUAAUAAUAAUUUUAAUAUAAGGGUCUUGGAUAUAAUCAUUUCGAGUUGUGGACGACGAAUAUCUAGUGUGUAAGUGAAGAAAAAAAAACAAGUUGAGUUCUUCCUUGUAUCGUAAGAGAGAAUGGACCAAAGAAAGAUUUGACUGCUUCUGCCUUGUUUCUUAUCCUUUCUUUUUGUUUCUGCCUUGUUUCUUAUCCACACACAUUGAAACA